AUGUUAUCUCGUUUAUGGUUGAGUUUCAGUUCAAACCGAAAUUUAUUUUCCGUCUUUAUAUCUCAUAAGCAUACUUGCUUUUCUCUCUUUUCUUUUUUUUUUUGUUUGAUUCUUUCUUUCUUUCUUUCGACUCACGUUUGUUCUUUCUUUCUUUUUCUUUCAUUCUCAGUUUUCACUCUUUCUCUUACUUUCAUUCUCAAUUUUCUUUCUUUCUCUUUCUUUCAUUCUCAAUUUUCUUUCUUUCUUUCUCUUUCUUUCAUUCUCAAUUUUCUUUCUUUCUCUUUCUUUCAUUCUCAAUUUUCUUUCUUUCUUUCUUUCUCUUUCUUUCAUUCUCAAUUUUCUUUCUUUCUUUCUCUUUCUUUCAUUUUCAGUGUUCUUUCUUUCUCUUUCAUUCUCAAUUUUCAUUUCUUCUUUUUCUGUUAUUCUCAUUUUCUUUCUUUCUCUUUCAUUCUCAAUUUUCAUUUCUUCUUUUCUUUCAUUCUCAGUUUUCUUUCCUUCUCUUUCUUUCAUUGUCAAUUUUUCUUUCUUUCCCUGUCUUUCAUUCCCAGUUUUCUUUCUUUCUCUUUUUCUUUCUUGAUUUUUAAUUUUCCUUUCGCUUUCUUUCUUUUUGCUUUCUUUCUUUUUGCUUUCUUUCUUUUUCUUUCUUUUUACUUCGUCUUUCGUUCUUUCUUUCUUUCUUCGCUUUUUUCAUUAUCGCUUUUCAUUUUCUUUCUUUGUUUCUUCUUUUCUUUCUUGUGUUUUUUUUCUUUUUACAUUUUCCUUCGGCUUUCUUUCUUUCUUUCUCUUUCUUUUUCCAUUUCCCUUCUGCUUUCAUUCUUUCUUUCUUCGUUUUUGUCAUUAUCUCUUCUCAUUUUCUUUCUUUGUUUCUUCUUUUCUUUCUUUCUUUCUUUCUUUCUUUCUUGCUUUUUUAAUAUCUAUCUAUCUAUCUAUCUAUCUAUCUAUCUAUCUAUCUAUCUAUCUAUCUUUGUUUGUACGUAUCUAUCUAUUGCUGUCCGUCCAUAUGGAUCUAUCACAGGCUUUUUUAAUAUCUAUCUAUCUAUCUAUCUAUCAUUACUUAGACACAUUUUUUUUUUGCAAGACUGUUAA
Molecule: messenger RNA, 1086 nt
Organism: Acanthosepion pharaonis
Lineage: Eukaryota; Metazoa; Mollusca; Cephalopoda; Sepiida; Sepiidae
Source: the annotation of a GenBank genome assembly